Bactrocera dorsalis (oriental fruit fly) is the source of this 2967-nucleotide messenger RNA. It is a transcript of the gene Exo84, whose product is annotated as exocyst complex component 8. Gene Ontology annotation, cellular component: exocyst. The record is from RefSeq and is a predicted model, not a curated record. The transcript has 8 exons. The coding region runs from base 154 to 2199 and encodes 681 amino acids. Lineage: Eukaryota; Metazoa; Arthropoda; Insecta; Diptera; Tephritidae. Gene Ontology annotation, biological process: exocytosis; Golgi to plasma membrane transport; intracellular protein localization.
ACACACCUUUCAAAAUGUCAAUUGAAGCAAACAGCUGUUCAUGUUUUCUUGACAUCGAUUUGGGGGAGUGCCGCAAUUGUAAAAAUAUUUUCUCUGCUUGAUAAUUGGAAAUUAAUUGUAGAUUUUUUAAAUCUAAUAUAAAAUUUGUUCAUAAUGUCAGAAGUGAUGAAAGAUUUUGAUAAGCCAGACUUUAGUGUGGAUAAAUACACCAAACAAUUAGUUAAAGAAUGUGUCGGCGGCGCAGACUUGCAGCAACGCAAGAAGGAGAUUCAGGUUUACAGUGACCAAACAUCAGCAACCCUAAAAAAAUCCGUUUACGCGAAUUACAUGCAGUUCAUUGAAACUGCAAAAGAAAUUUCACAUCUCGAAUCGGAGAUGUAUCAGUUAUCACACAUACUCAUAGAACAGCGUAAUAUACUCGCAUCCCUUACUGACGAAAAAUCACCAGGGAAUGCGCAGAAUAACGAGGAAGGCGAAGAGCAACCAACACAGGAGGAUGUGGAAAACAGUCAUGCUACGCGUGCUGUAAAAGAAAUGGUGCAGGGUUUCAAUGGCAAUCUAGAGGGGAAAACUUUCCUUAACGAGGGUGCACUCAUCGAAUUAGACACCAAUGAUUACCGUCCUAUACAGCGGGUAUUUUUCUUUUUGUUUAACGAUGUGCUUAUUGUGUGUAAAGUAAAACAUGACAAGCGGCUGGAGUUUCUUUCAGAAUAUGAUCCUAAGAAAAUUGCUGUGAUCAAUAUUAAGGAUUUAGAUGGAGUACGUAAUGCAAUAAACAUAAUAACACCAGAUGGCUCGAAGAUUUUCCAAAGUGUUACUGCUGCGGGCAAAACGGAGUGGAUAGAGAAAUUAGAAGUUGCCUUUCGCUUUGACCAACAGAAGAAAACCAACAAAAAAGGGCCUGCUCCACAACCACCCAAGGCGAAACAGACAUCGCAACAGCAAAAGGAUUCAACAAAUGACGCUAAAUCAUUGGUCUCCGAUCUCAGUCCUACUGAUUCGCACGCUGGCAAAACUGUUGAAAACUAUGGACCCGAUUGGAUACAUACGGCCAGCGAAGAAAUACAAACACUUGUCGCACAAAGGUAUUUCGAAGAUGCGCAGGCGCUAAUUAAACGCACCCAAGACUAUAUAGCAAAAGACUCGAGUUUUGUGAACGCAAAGCACAUAACGGAAAAAGUUAAGGCCUUAGAAACACAGCUAACAGAUGUACUGCUGCAAGAACUUUCCAAUUGUCAUUGUCGAAAUUUGCAAGUCACACUACGUGCCUCACGGCGUUCGCUAAAGAUACUCGUCGAUAUUGGUCGUGCACGACAGGCUUGUGGCACGCUACUCAAAGUGGCCACUAUGGCGCUACGUACAGCACAGCGUGAGGCGCGACGCAACAACACUGAGAUAUCAGAGUUGUUCUUCUGCGAUCUGACGCAAGUGGCAUGCGAAUUUCUAACUGCCUUCGAAACACAACCGGCGUGUGUCGGCGCACUCGUGGUGUGGUGCAAUGCUGAGCUGCAGUAUUUUGCCAGUCAGCUGAUAAAGCAUUAUCUUACCAAAGGCACGCACUUGGAUGCUGUAGCGAAAUGCAUUGAGGGCAUACGCAAGCCAUGCGCUAAGCUGACUGAAAUCGGUUUAGACCUUUCAUACCACCUUGAAGGUCUUUUACGCAGCACACUAGAGUCGCUUAUCGAGGAAUCACGUGUGCGUUUGCUGGAAACUGUUGGACGUAGCGAAGACACUUGGCAACCAUAUAACUUGCAAACCAAAAGCAAUCUCAAACGCUUGCUAUUAGAAUUGGAUGCGCUUGGCAUCGAUAUGCGCACACAUACCACCGGCGACACGUGGAUCAAUCUCACACAGUCCACUGUGUUGUUCACACGCCACUAUCUGCAGUUGACGGCACAAUGCGCACACUUGGCCAAAAGUGAGGUGCUGUGGCCUAGUUUAGAGCUGCUUUUACGUGAUAUGAUGAUGGCACAGCAAGCUGUAAAGCCGGUCACAGGCCUCAGUGUGGAUCCCAACUUCGUGUUGAAGAAUAAACUAUACCUGCUGGAGGAAUUGCUGCCAAUUGCUAUGGCCAAUUUCCGUAGCAUAAGUGGUAGUGAACGUAAAUGUGAAAUGCUUUUGGAUUUGCAGCGGCAUUUGCGCAAACAGUUGGCGCCUGUGCCCAAGCAGCGUAGUGUCUAUCAAACUGAUGUCUUUUAAAAAAAACACAGCAAUUUGAAAAGCACAAAAAAUAGCAAAACUAUUUUUAGGUUAUAAAAACAAACUCAUCGAUAUGCUUAUUUUCGCAUUACUUUGAUUACACAUAUAUUUUUUUCAUUUUAUUAUCAUUAUCGUUAUAAUAAUAAUUAUUAUUAAUUUAAAUUUAUAUUAUAUAAUAAUUAUGUACAUAAAUAACCACAUGAAUAAAUUUCAAUCGAUUAUUUGCUGCGUCUUGUUCGCAAACCGAAAUUGCAUAUUGUGUGCAGCGUACGAUUUUCUAGUAUUUUAGCUGGUUGUUGUUGUUUGCUAACAAAAUUCAUUUCCUUAUAUUUGCAAUUUUUAUAUUUGUUUUUUGUUUUUGUUUUUUAUUCGAAUUGGCUAACAAAACAAUUGCCAACAAUGCACACAAACUAGCCCACAAAUAAAUAUGUAAACGCAGUGUUGCCUUCUAACGGUUCUUAUAUAUGUAGGUAUAUGCAGUUUUUCACCUUUUCCUUUAACUACAUUACAGUUAUGUGUAUUUAAAGCAGUGUUGUUGGUUUGGAGUAAAACGUUUAAGCGUUGCACUCUCAGUUUUUGCGUUAAUUUUUUGUUUGUUUUUAUUUUAUCUUUUUUUAGCUUACGAAUGUAAAAUUAUUUUUAUAUUUAGUUAAUAAAAGUACACAGUGUUUAUAUGUAUGUAUGUUUAUAACCUAUAUAUUUUUAUAUAUAUAUAUCUAUAUAUGUAUAUACUUCAAAUAUAAUCUACAUAUAAAUUAAAAGUAAAAA